AUGACCGACAUGAAUCGCCUAACCCGCCUGCGACCCGGCAACGUGGGCAGCCUGGGCUUCUUGCCUAUCGAGGUCUGCAACAACAUCUACGCCUACCUCCUCGCCGAAUUAUACCCAUGUAAGAUGGAAGUUUACUCCAUAGAGGCUGCGCUCGAGGAAGGCCUGGGGAGCUUUACCCAUGUUCCACACUCUAUCGACACUGCGAUUCUCAGGGCCAGCCGUGACGUCCACCGCGAAGCUUACGACCUCAUGGUUAAAGAGAGCCGUUUCGUUCAUCUCAAGUUCCAGGAUUUCCCACUAAUUCUGCUGACGCGAGGCGGCGUGCCCAUCGUGACUGCAAACACAGAGCACGUGAGGCAGUUCAAAGGCUACGUCCUUGAAGUCAAUAUGAGCUAUCACGGCGAGCCGUUGCCAAACCUGCUCAGUGAAAACGGUGCGUUCGAGGCGAUGAUUUUGGCUGAAAAUUUGGGCCGCUUGUGUCAACACUUGAUGAUUGCCCAUGCGAUACCUGGGUUCUGCAGCCAGCUGACGAUGAGCUUCAAUGUUGGGCCUAUGGCGAUUGCUCGCCGUGAAACCCGAGACUACGAGGAGCUUGGAUCACUGGAGCGUUACUUCACUGAAAAGACUCAAAAGGGACUACUUCAGCCGUUACGUGACAACUUGUAUGGGAUCCGAGAUGUCCAGAUCUGCGGUCUGGUGUCGGCCGAUCUUGCCAGUUCGACCUUGAAGGACGUGGCUUCGAGUAAGUGGGGUGGCCCUCAGGAUGUUUUGGACCAUCUGACUGCUCGGAAAGAGAUUGGCAUGCAAUUGUUCAAAAGAAACGAACACAUUCUCGCCAGCAAGUCGUGGGCGCAAGACGUCAUUGAAAUCGACUUGCUGCGCAGAGGUGACGACUGGUCCGGACUCGCCCAGGAGGCAGGCGAGCAUUUCAUCCACCAGGUAGCGGAAACUUUUUUUCAGCUCAGCCUCAACUGCGCCCAUAUCAAUCUCAGCGCACCAGACGACCCUUUGCUCUUAGAGAUGGCCGAGAAUUUCCUGAUCCACGCACGCAAGGCUAUGACAACAGGGUACUGGAAGCUAGGACUCACGUGGCAACCAUCGGAGCAGCUUGAAGCAAAGCUCCACUUCAGGACGGCACGUUUUCUGCGGCUCAAUGACAAUCUCAGUGAUGCCCAGCUAGCUAUUCAAGAGAUUGAUCAGGCUUUGCGGCUAUGUCCAGACGACCCGGCCAUCUUGAGGGAGCGUCAUCUUUGUCAGAGUGUGUCUUCCAGGCAGUCGUGA
Messenger RNA from Diaporthe citri, 1281 nucleotides. RefSeq lists its product as uncharacterized. NCBI's taxonomy places the organism in Eukaryota, Fungi, Ascomycota, Sordariomycetes, Diaporthales, Diaporthaceae. The record is from RefSeq and is a predicted model, not a curated record. The coding region runs from base 1 to 1281 and encodes 426 amino acids. The transcript has a single exon.